Molecule: messenger RNA, 1423 nt
Organism: Molossus molossus (Pallas's mastiff bat)
Lineage: Eukaryota; Metazoa; Chordata; Mammalia; Chiroptera; Molossidae
Gene: HLF
Product: HLF transcription factor, PAR bZIP family member
Exons: 4
Coding region: 363-1250 (295 amino acids)
Biological process (GO): regulation of transcription by RNA polymerase II
Cellular component (GO): nucleus
Molecular function (GO): DNA-binding transcription factor activity, RNA polymerase II-specific; RNA polymerase II cis-regulatory region sequence-specific DNA binding
Source: RefSeq, a predicted model, not a curated record
GCGGCCUCGGGUGCUGGCGCGACGGGGCUGCGUUGGCGCGGUGUCUUCCGCCCUUCUGCGGCCGGCUGCAUAUUUUGUCUUUCUUUUUUGCAAUUUGAACAUUUUGCAAGACGGUGGGUUCAAGACAGGUGAGAGCAUCCCGCACGUCGCCGAGGAACUGGCGGGCACUUGGCGCGCUCUCCGGAGACCGUCUGCACUGGAAACCUGAAAGUUUUUUGUUUUUAUUUUUUUAUGCAGAUGCAUUUAUAAAGAUACAAGUAAAAAUUUUUUUCCCUCGUCUCCAAGCGAGUACUUUUGGCAAAGGACGGAGGAAAAAGCUCAGCAACAUUUUGUUUUUUUAAAAGAAAAAAAAUUGCAUCGCGAUGGAGAAAAUGUCCCGACCGCUCCCCCUGAAUCCCACCUUUAUCCCGCCUCCCUACGGCGUGCUCAGGUCCUUGCUGGAGAACCCGCUGAAGCUCCCCCUUCAUCAUGAAGACGCGUUUAAUAAAGACAAAGACAAGGAAAAGAAGCUGGAUGAUGAGAGUCAUAGCCCGACCAUCCCCCAGUCGGCGUUCUUGGGACCCACCUUAUGGGACAAAACCCUUCCCUAUGAUGGAGAUACUUUCCAGUUGGAAUACAUGGACCUGGAGGAGUUUUUGUCGGAAAAUGGCAUUCCCCCCAGCCCCCAGCAUGACCACAGCCCUCACCCUCCGGGGCUGCAGCCGGCUUCCUCAGCGGCCCCCUCCGUCAUGGACCUCAGCAGUCGGGCCUCCGCCCCCAUUCACCCUGGCAUCCCGUCCCCGAACUGUAUGCAGAGCCCCGUCAGACCAGGUCAGCUGUUGCCCGCAAACCGCAAUACGCCGAGCCCCAUCGAUCCCGACACCAUCCAGGUCCCGGUGGGCUAUGAGCCGGACCCGGCAGACCUCGUCCUCUCCAGCAUCCCUGGUCAGGAAAUGUUCGACCCUCGCAAACACAAGUUCUCCGAGGAGGAACUGAAGCCGCAGCCCAUGAUUAAGAAAGCUCGGAAAGUCUUCAUCCCUGAUGAUCUGAAGCAGGAUGACAAGUACUGGGCACGGCGCAGAAAGAACAACAUGGCAGCCAAGCGCUCCCGCGACGCCCGGCGGCUGAAGGAGAACCAGAUCGCCAUCCGGGCCUCGUUCUUGGAGAAGGAGAACUCGGCCCUCCGCCAGGAGGUGGCUGACCUGCGCAAGGAGCUGGGCAAGUGCAAGAACAUUCUGGCCAAGUACGAGGCCAGGCACGGGCCGCUGUAGGGUGGCCUUCGGAGGGGGCUGGCUUUGGACUCGAUGGACGCUUCGUUUCCCGUCUGACAGCACCACGCGCGAACCGGCCUUCCCGACGUCAGCACUUUACCAGAGGCAGCACCCAGCACCACGGCCCCGCGGCGGCGUGCCUGCGCUCACGCGCGUGGUGGGUGGUGCGCGCG